GGGGCGGAGACCGACGCGAAGCGGUUCCGGGACCGGACGCCCUCGCUUGCCUUACCACGAAUCUUUCUCUGUGGCCCAGGCUGGAAUUUAGUGGCGUGAUCUCGGCUCACUGCAACCUCUGCCUCCCAGGUUCGAGUGAUUCUCCAGCCUCAGCCUCCUGAGUAGUUGGCAUUACAGAUCCCGUGGCUGUGGGGCAGGAUUGCUCUCUGGGGUGGGGCCAUCCUGGGCACUGUAGGGUGCUGAACGGCAUCUCUGGCCUUCACCCAUUCUAUGCCAGGAGCAUCUCGCACUCGUGACAACCACAGAUGUCCCAGACAUUGCACAAUGGCUUCUGCUGCCUGCUCCAUGGACCCCAUCGACAGCUUUGAGCUCCUGGAUCUCCUGUUUGACCGGCAGGACGGCAUCCUGAGACACGUGGAGCUGGGCGAGGGCUGGGGCCACGUCAAGGACCAGGUCCUGCCAAACCCCGACUCUGACGACUUCCUCAGCUCCAUCCUGGGCUCUGGAGACUCACUGCCCAGCUCCCCACUCUGGUCCCCCGAAGGCAGUGAUAGUGGCAUCUCCGAAGACCUCCCCUCCGACCCCCAGGACACCCCUCCACGCAGCGGACCAGCCACCUCCCCUGCCGGCUGCCAUCCUGCCCAGCCUGGCAAGGGGCCCUGCCUCUCCUAUCAUCCUGGCAACUCUUGCCCCACCACACCCCCAGGGCCAGUGAUCCAAGUACCUGAAGCCUCUGUGACCAUAGACCUGGAAAUGUGGAGCCCAGGAGGAAGGAUCUGUGCUGAGAAGCCGGCUGAUCCGGUGGACCUGUCCCCACGAUGCAAUCUCACCGUGAAAGACCUCCUCCUUUCGGGCAGCAGCGGGGACCUGCAACAGCAUCACCUGGGGGCCUCCUACCUCCUGCGACCUGGCGCCGGGCACUGUCAGGAGCUGGUGCUCACCGAGGAUGAGAAGAAGCUGCUGGCUAAAGAAGGCAUCACCCUGCCCACUCAGCUGCCCCUCACUAAGUACGAGGAGCGAGUGCUGAAAAAAAUCCGCCGGAAAAUCCGGAACAAGCAGUCGGCGCAAGAAAGCAGGAAGAAGAAGAAGGAAUACAUCGAUGGCCUGGAGACUCGGAUGUCAGCUUGCACUGCUCAGAAUCAGGAGUUACAGAGGAAAGUCUUGCAUCUCGAGAAGCAAAACCUGUCCCUCUUGGAGCAACUGAAGAAACUCCAGGCCAUUGUGGUGCAGUCCACCAGCAAGUCAGCCCAGACAGGCACCUGUGUCGCGGUCCUGUUGCUGUCCUUUGCCCUCAUCAUCCUCCCCUCCAUCAGCCCUUUUGGCCCCAACAAAACCGAGAGCCCUGGGGACUUUGCGCCUGUACGAGUGUUCUCCAGAACUUUGCACAAUGAUGCUGCCUCCCGCGUGGCCGCUGAUGCUGUGCCAGGCUCCGAGGCCCCAGGACCCCGACCCGAGGCUGACACAACCCAAGAAGAGUCUCCAGGAAGCCCCGGGGCAGACUGGGGCUUCCAGGACACCGCGAACCUGACCAAUUCGAUGGAGGAGCUGGACAACGCCACCCUGGUCCUGAGGAAUGCAACAGAGGGGCUGGGCCAGGUCCCCCUGCUGGACUGGGUGGCGCCUGGGCCGAGCACUGGCUCAGGACGUGCAGGGCUGGAGGCGGCGGGAGACGAGCUGUGAGCCCCGCCAGGACUAUGCUCCCAGGCCCCUCUGCCCAGGGGUGCCUUGGGGAUGCUGCACUGGGCAGCUACCCACCUGGGGAUGGGACGUGAGGCCAAGACCCCAGCAGAGAUGCCAGAAUGGGGGAGGCACAGCUCAUAGCCACACACCCAGGGCCUGACUGAGGCCCACACAGGAAACGACACUCAGACACAUGGCAAAGAGGGCCCCAGGACCCGGGAAAUACACACAGAGCCAGGAGCAGAAGCAAAGAGCAGACACACAUACAGCCUGAAACAGACCUGGACAGACAGACACAGCCUGAAACAGACCCAGACAAACAGACAGACAGACACAGCCUGAAACAGACCCAGACAAACAGACACAGCCUGAAACAGACCCAGACAGACAGACAGCCUGAAACAGACCCAGACACAGCCUGAAACAGACCCGGACAGACAGACUGAAACAGACCCAGACAGACAGACAGACAGACACAGCCUGAAACAGACCCGGACAGACAGACACAGCCUGAAACAGACCCAGACAGACAGACAGACACAGCCUGAAACAGACCCGGACAGACAGACAGACACAGCCUGAAACAGACCCAGACAGACAGACAGACACGCCCUGAAAGAGACCCAGACAGACCGACAGCCUGAAACAGACCCAGACACAGCCUGAAACAGACCCGGACAGACAGACUGAAACAGACCCAGACAGACAGACAGACAGACACAGCCUGAAACAGACCCGGACAGACAGACACAGCCUGAAACAGACCCAGACACAGCCUGAAACAGCCUGAAACAGACCCAGACAGACAGACAGACAGACACAGCCUGAAACAGACCCAGACAGACAGACAGACACGCCCUGAAACAGACCCAGACAGACCGACGCAGCCUGAAAGAGACCCAGACAGAGAGACAGGCAGACACAGCCUAAAACAGACCCGAACAGACAGACAGACGCACACACACAACAGAUGCCCAGCAACUCCCCGCCCAGGGACCCCUCCCGGCCUCCCUCGCACACUGGGAGGAGGAAGCCGCCGAGACUGCAGGGAGCCUGGCCCCGGAGCCCCGGGUGCGCCCUGGUCUUUGGAGCAGCCACGGCCCACAAUCACCCCCCUUUUCUAAGACUGCCUGAUCCGAAAUAAAGUAUUUUGACAGAA
Pan troglodytes (chimpanzee) is the source of this 2839-nucleotide messenger RNA. RefSeq names its product cAMP responsive element binding protein 3 like 3 (gene CREB3L3). Gene Ontology annotation, molecular function: RNA polymerase II cis-regulatory region sequence-specific DNA binding; DNA-binding transcription factor activity, RNA polymerase II-specific. Gene Ontology annotation, biological process: regulation of transcription by RNA polymerase II. Bases 271 to 1680 code for a protein of 469 amino acids. The record is from RefSeq and is a predicted model, not a curated record. Gene Ontology annotation, cellular component: nucleus. The transcript has 12 exons. Lineage: Eukaryota; Metazoa; Chordata; Mammalia; Primates; Hominidae.